Lycium ferocissimum is the source of this 1785-nucleotide messenger RNA. RefSeq lists its product as uncharacterized. NCBI's taxonomy places the organism in Eukaryota, Viridiplantae, Streptophyta, Magnoliopsida, Solanales, Solanaceae. The transcript has 2 exons. The record is from RefSeq and is a predicted model, not a curated record. Bases 348 to 1343 code for a protein of 331 amino acids.
AAAAAGUAGAGAAUUUAAGAAAGAAAGAAGGGAAGGAAGGUCACACUUGUGACCCCAUUAGACAGAGAGAGCAAAAAGGUGGAUAAUUAGAAAAAUGCACCAUCAAAUGUAUGGUAAAAGAGAGAAGCACAUCAACAAAAAGUAAUAAAAGAAAGCUGUUCUCUUCUUUUGCCUCCCAUCCUUGUUUCUUUUAAAAACACUCUUCUAAGCACAAGAUUCAGAAAAAAAAGGUCCCCAAAGAUCAUCAUCAUCAUCAUUCCUAGACUUCUUCAAACCCCAAGAUCCCAAAAUUAGCUUAAACAACAUUCAAGAAGAAGAAGAAAGAAACCAAAAAAAAAAAAAAUAUCAUGAAAGGUACUAGAAGAGGGAAAGGACCUCCUUCAACAGACCUUUUAGUAUGUUUUCCAUCAAGAGCACAUUUAACACUUAUGCCAAAACCAAUAUGUAGCCCAGUAAGACCUUCAGAUUCCAGCAAACGCCACCACAAUCACCAUGACCUCAAGAAAACUAGCACCAGAAUUGCUGGAGUUCAAGCCCAAUCUAGUCCUCUGCUUUGGGCUAAAUCCAAGAAUUCAGAGAUCAUCUCAGAGCCCACUUCACCAAAAGUCACCUGUGCAGGGCAGAUCAAGGUAAGGCCAAAGCAGGGUAAAUCAUGCAAGAAUUGGCAAUCAGUGAUGGAAGAAAUAGAGAAACUACACAACAGAAAAGCUCAAAAGAAGAAAGGUCCUAAUUGGAUGGAAACAAUUGGAUUGAAGAAAGAUGUAAUGCAAUUCUUGACAUGUCUUCGUAACAUAAGGUUUGAGUUUCGAUGCUUCGGUUCAUUUCCAACAGCAACUCAUGACAUUACCUCUGAUGAUGACGACGACAACGACGAUGAUGAAUUACAAGAAGAAAAUCAUAUAAGUAGAGAGAUAAAUGAUGAUGAAGAUGAAGAAGAAUCUUCAAGAACUGUAUUCUCCAAAUGGUUCAUGGUUUUACAAGAUGAAAAUCAGAAAACAGAGUCUACUAAAACAGAGUGUUUUGAUAAUGAUAAUGAUAAUGAUGAUGAUGUUCCUAAUUGUGUACCACCACCUAAUGCACUUUUACUCAUGCGUUGUCGUUCUGCUCCCCCGAAAACCUGGCUUCAAGAAACACAGCAACAACAAGAGGAGGAGGACAGUGAAGAAGAAAAAGAAGCGAAAUCGACUGUGGAAGAAAUGGAAAACAAGAAGAAAAAUGAAAACUUAGUAGUGAUGAGAUAUGGGAGUGAUUUCCACAAAUUUUCUGCAGAUAUAGCAAAGGAGACAUGGGUUGUGGGUGGUGUUAGAGAUCAAUUAGCUAAAAGCCGAAGCUGGAAAAGGUAAUUAACACAACAUAACACGACAACAGUUAAAAAAUUGCAGCCUUCAGAUAUAGCAUAAAGUUACGAAGGUUGUACUUGUAAACCAACUCCUACAGCAAAAUAGGCACAAAGAAAGAGCAAAUGACCUGACCAGCCUACAAAAUCAACUUCAAGCUCAUUUUUUUUUUCCGCUUACAUUAUCUUCCUAUAGUAUUAUACAUAUUUCUGAUGUUUGGAUUUCUUAAUUCUUCUUGAGUUUGUGUUGGUAUUCCGUACUCUGAAGAAUCGAGCUUUUGGUAUUUUAUUCUUGAGAUUGCAGAACCUUGUGUAUACUCUGCUAAAGAAAGUUUCUUUCAAUUUUUGAUUUUUUUUUGUGUUUUGUUGUUUCAUUGACCAAUGUAUGCAUUUUAGUGAAGGACUUCCACAUUAUUUUGUUAAGAUAAAUGUUCCCUCAAUACUUUUAA